UCACUUUUUCUUUUUAUUUCUCAAAUUUUAUAUUUUAAUUAUAUUAUAGAAAAAAGAAUGGGUUCUGAAACAUUUCUUGAAGUCAUCCUUGCUAUCUUACUUCCUCCUGUUGGUGUUUUCCUACGUUAUGGCUGUGGUGUGGAGUUUUGGAUUUGUGUGUUGCUGACAAUACUGGGAUACAUACCGGGCAUUAUUUAUGCACUCUAUGUCUUGGUUGGAUAGUAUAAUAAUGCUAUUUGCCUAUCAUUCUCAAAUAAAUAAAUACUCUUAAUUUCUUGUUCUGUCUUCUUUUUUAUUUUGUAUUCUCUCUUAAUGUUCUUAAAUACACUCCCCACUGUCUUAUAUAUGUUUGAUCACACACUCUGUUUUUAAGGUAA
Solanum pennellii is the source of this 377-nucleotide messenger RNA. Its product is annotated as salt stress-induced hydrophobic peptide ESI3. Gene Ontology annotation, cellular component: membrane. Bases 58 to 222 code for a protein of 54 amino acids. NCBI's taxonomy places the organism in Eukaryota, Viridiplantae, Streptophyta, Magnoliopsida, Solanales, Solanaceae. The transcript has 2 exons. The record is from RefSeq and is a predicted model, not a curated record.